AUGCCAACCAGCAUGCAUCUUUUGCGUUCUGUCGCGCUGCUAGAGCGCCGCAUUACGGUGAAUGCACGCGCAAUAGGUGGGAUACGUGAGAACAGUGAUGCUUCUUUAAAUAAGCGCCGUGGGCGUGCGCGUGAAUCGCUGUUGCGGCGCAACCUCGCGCCGCUUUCGCCUCCGACCCCUGCGCCAGCCCAAGAGCCAUACAACCCGCUCACUGUGUCGUUGGUCAAAGGAGUCGGCCGUGUAAUGGGCUACAACUUUGUCCGCAGCAAAGCUAUCAAGGUCACCGGCGACUUGUACGACCGAUGUGCGACGCGGGCACAAGCGGAGGCGCAUUUCUGGUACAAGGAAUGCGCGCUUCCUGCCUCUUUCCAGACGUGGUUCCAGCUGACAAACCUGCAUAUAUUUCUCCUGCUUAGCCGUUUCCGUGCACUUCCGAAGGACGAGGCGCAGACUUACGCACAAGAACUUGUGAAUCACUUUUUCAUCGACACGGAAUCGCGCAUGCGCGAGCGGUUUGGCGUACAAACAUCGCGCCUUGUGAAAGGCUACAUGAAAGAUUUGCAUUUGCAGCACCGCGGUUCUAUGAUUGCGUACGACGAGGGUUUGGCCACUGAUAAUGUGCGUCUCUCCGGAGCGGUUUGGCGCAAUGUCUGGGGCGGCGGCUGGGGUGCAAUUGGCGGUGUGAAACGCAAGACGCCCAUCGACAAGACUAAGCGCGGAGACGACACAGCCGAAGAAGGCCGGCCAGAGCUGGCCAUAGACAAAGACGCGCUGCAAGUGCAAGACGCGCUGCCGGAUGCAUUUGAAGAGGACCGUGCGGCGCGCGCCGAAAUUCUCUUUCCCCAGCACUUGGAACGCGUCACUCGCUGGCUCCGCCGCGAGAUAUACCGCCUCGGCCACUUGCCCGACGAGACAAUUAUAGACGGAGACGUGCAUGCGCAGCGUUCUACGGAACUGAGCGGCGGGGAGCAGCCUGUAGUGUCUGCCUAUACGCGCAUUUAA
Malassezia vespertilionis is the source of this 1002-nucleotide messenger RNA. RefSeq names its product beta-ketoacyl-[acyl-carrier-protein] synthase II (gene cbp3). Gene Ontology annotation, cellular component: mitochondrion. Gene Ontology annotation, biological process: mitochondrial respiratory chain complex III assembly. NCBI's taxonomy places the organism in Eukaryota, Fungi, Basidiomycota, Malasseziomycetes, Malasseziales, Malasseziaceae. Bases 1 to 1002 code for a protein of 333 amino acids. The record is from RefSeq and is a predicted model, not a curated record. The transcript has a single exon.